Molecule: messenger RNA, 978 nt
Organism: Elephantulus edwardii (Cape elephant shrew)
Lineage: Eukaryota; Metazoa; Chordata; Mammalia; Macroscelidea; Macroscelididae
Product: beta-1,3-galactosyltransferase 5-like
Exons: 1
Coding region: 1-978 (325 amino acids)
Cellular component (GO): membrane
Molecular function (GO): N-acetyl-beta-D-glucosaminide beta-(1,3)-galactosyltransferase activity
Source: RefSeq, a predicted model, not a curated record
AUGGCUUACUUGAAGAUGAGAUGUAUAUAUAUUUUCCUUCUACUUUUGGGAGCAAUGUGCUUGAUUUUUAGCAAAUACCAUCUGAAAAAAGAGCAAUUUAGUUUCAAGAUAAAAAGAGGAAACUUCCUUCAACUCCCAGAAGUGGACUGUGUGCAGAAUCCUCCCUUCCUUGUCAUACUGGUGACUUCCUCCCACAGACAAGUGGCAGCUCGGCUGGCCAUUAGGAAUGCUUGGGGGAAAGAAAAGGUUGUGAAAGGAAAACUAAUAAAAACUUUCUUUCUCCUGGGAACCACAAGCAAUCAGCAGGAAACAACAAUAGUGGUCAAGGAAGGCAUACAAUAUCGGGACAUUAUCCAGAAGGACUUUGUAGAUGUCUAUUUCAAUUUGACUCUGAAGACCAUGAUGGGCAUGGAAUGGGUCCACCACUUCUGCCCUCAAGCCACCUUCGUGAUGAAGACAGAUUCAGACAUGUUUGUCAAUGUCUACUAUCUGACUGAACUACUUCUAAAGAAAAACAGAACAACUAGGUUUUUCACUGGCUUCUUAAAAUCCAAUUCACACCCUAUUAGGCAUAAAUCCAGUAAAUGGUUUAUCAGCAAACAGGAGUAUCCAUGGAACACAUACCCACCUUUCUGCUCAGGUACAGGCUAUGUUUUUUCUAGUGACGUUGCGAGUCAGGUGUAUAAUGUUUCUAAAAGCACCCAAUUUAUUAAAUUUGAAGAUGUGUUUGUGGGACUCUGCCUGGCCAAACUGAACAUCAAGCCACAGGAACUUCAUUCAGAGGAGACCUUUUUUCCUGGACGGAUGCCCUUCUCCAAAUGUCGGUUUAAGAAAAUUGUGACUAGUCAUUAUAUGAAGCCUUCAGAAAUUUCAUUGUAUUGGGAUGCUCUGGAGAAUUCCCUGGAAGAAAAGUGCCCAGAUACUCAGGAGGCCCUAAGAGCACUACUGGAAAAAAUCAUGCACCCAAAAUCACUGUGA